AGUAGUCUGCAACCUGGAAGAGAGCCCUACCAGAACCUGAGCAUGCUGACACUCUGAUCUUGUACUUCCAGCCUCCGGAUCUGGCUAUGUGACCUUUGAAGACGUCGCCAUUUACUUCUCACAGGAAGAGUGGGGACUUCUCGAUGAGACUCAGAGGCUCCUGUACCUUGAAGUGAUGCUGAAGAACUUUGCACUUGUAGCGUCACUGGGUUGUGAUCAUGGAACAGAGGAUGAAGAGACACCUUCUGAACAGAAUGUUUCUGUAGGAGUGUCACAGUCUAAGACAGGUCUGUCCACUCAGAAGACUCAACCCUGUGAGAUGUGUGUCCCAAUCCUAAAAGAUAUUUUGCUUCUGUCUGAUCUCCCUGGGCAGAAACCACACAUGGUUGGAGCUUGUGCAAACCGUCACCAGCACCAGAAGCACUGUGCUGCAAAAAAGCCCUUAAAGAGGAACACGGACAAAGCCUCCUAUGCGAAGCAGUGCCUGCUCCAUGUGUCAGGGAAGCCCUUCCCCAGUUGGGAGGUUGGGAAGGACCUCCCAGCCACGUUGGAGCUUCUGAGGUCCCUGGCCUUUCCCAAAGGUGAGGAGCCCAGCAAGAUCACUGAGUGUGGGGAAGACAUUCACAGUCAAAAAAGUCAUGACAAGUUGGGCAAAUGUGGGAAAGCUUCCAGGCACAAACAGAGCUCUGUUCACCGCACAAGAGUCUACACUGGAAAAAAGCUUUAUGAGUGUAGCAAAUGUCGGAAAACCUUCCGUGGCAAGUACUCACUUGUUCAGCACCAGAGAGUCCACACUGGAGAAAGGCCUUGGGAGUGCAGCGAAUGUGGCAAAUUCUUUAGCCAGACCUCCCACCUCAAUGACCACCGGAGAAUCCACACUGGAGAAAGACCUUAUGAGUGCAGUGAAUGUGGAAAAUUUUUUAGACAAAACUCCAGCCUUGUUGACCAUCAGAAAAUUCACACUGGAGCAAGGCCUUACGAGUGUAGCCAGUGUGGUAAAUCCUUUAGCCAAAAAGCCACCCUUGUUAAACACCAAAGAGUUCACACUGGAGAAAGGCCUUACAAAUGUGGUGAAUGUGGGAAUUCGUUUAGUCAAAGUGCCAUUCUUAAUCAACACCGAAGAAUCCACACUGGAGCAAAGCCUUAUGAGUGUGGCCAGUGUGGGAAAUCCUUUAGCCAAAAAGCCACCCUCAUUAAACACCAGAGAGUUCACACUGGGGAAAGGCCUUAUAAGUGUGGUGAAUGUGGGAAAUCUUUUAGUCAGAGUUCCAUCCUAAUUCAACACCGGAGAAUUCAUACUGGAGCUAGGCCUUAUGAGUGUGGCCAAUGUGGAAAGUCCUUUAGCCAAAAGUCUGGCCUCAUUCAACACCAGGUGGUUCACACUGGAGAAAGGCCUUAUGAGUGUGAUAAAUGUGGGAAUUCCUUUAGCCAGUGCUCCAGCCUGAUUCACCACCAAAAAUGUCACAACAUGUAGAGGGCUCAUCAGUGCAGCACAUGUAGAAGAGCCUUUAACUCAAGGUCUAACAUUGUUUAGCUCCUGAAACUCCACACUUGUGAAAGGCUUUAGACCUGCAGGGAAUGUGCUGUCUCUUUAGUAUUACAGCACUACAGAGCCUUUGUGUGGGAGCCAUCUGCCUGAAAUUCAGCCUCAUAUUUCCAAAACCUUCAUAAGGAUGAGGUUCCCCAUGAGGUCCAGGUGUGUGUGAGGCUUACAGGAGCUGCUCUGCUUAUUCUAAACUGCCCAAGGCCCUUGCCACAGUUAAAUCACUGUCAGUUUCUCUGGUAGAAGCCGUCUCCCCUCUACCACCUUGCACAGUGGGCCUCGGUCACCCUGACAUGCUAAGACAUGGCAAGCU
Molecule: messenger RNA, 1856 nt
Organism: Propithecus coquereli (Coquerel's sifaka)
Lineage: Eukaryota; Metazoa; Chordata; Mammalia; Primates; Indriidae
Gene: ZIK1
Product: zinc finger protein interacting with K protein 1
Exons: 3
Coding region: 176-1474 (432 amino acids)
Biological process (GO): regulation of transcription by RNA polymerase II
Molecular function (GO): DNA-binding transcription factor activity, RNA polymerase II-specific; RNA polymerase II cis-regulatory region sequence-specific DNA binding
Source: RefSeq, a predicted model, not a curated record